AAUCGUAGACUUUUUGCUGAAUUAAGAUAUUGUCAACAAUUGUGGGAAAUGUUUGAUAAAUACAGACAUUUAGUGAAUAGUUUGCAAACAAAUUGUGUUUGUAUUGAAAACAAUGAAUUGAAAACACAAUUCAAUGAAUUGGAUGUCAAAUACUUGAGACUAAAGUCAAAGAAGAUAACGAUAACAUCUGCGGAUCAAAUUGUUGACAAUCAUAAUAAAGACGAUAAUAAUAGUAACACAAGAGAUAAAUGGUAUAAAAAUAAUAUUAAUAAUACGGAAACUUUGGACACAUCGGCGGUUAGUGUAGUAAAUGAAGCCAUCAAAACAGGUAGAGGUAGACCAAAGAAGUCGAUGGUAUUAUCGUUAACAACAAAACGUAAUAAACUGUUGAAAUCAAAUCAACUAAAGAGUGUUUAUAGUUGUGAUUACAUCGGUUGUGACAAACAGUUCAGAUAUAUGUCUCUACUGAAGACACACAUACAGAUCAAACACAAUACUGCGGAGCGACUGUUCAAAUGUGAUAUCGACGGCUGUGACCAACGUUUCAAUCGAAAAGAGUACAUUAAACGACAUAAGACUAAUGUACACAACAAUGACCGGCCGUACGGGUGUGAGUGGCCGGGAUGUGGUCUACGGUUUAAGGAUAACACAAGAUUGAAGUUACACAAUAAGCGACACUCUGGUGGUUGUGAUGUCAAUAAAUCUAGUGAUGUUAGAAAAUGCCAUAAAUUGAAUCCGAUUACUACUGAAGAAUCUUUAGCUAAAAAGAAGAUAAUGCAUAAAAUAUAUAACAAAAAUCGUGGGAAAAAGUAUUGCUGUAAUUGGGAUGGAUGUGGCAAAUGGUUUCGCGAUAAUUACAAUUUAGUGAAACACCGUCGGGCCAAACAUACCGGUGAACGACCGUUCAAAUGUCAACUGUGCGACAAAACAUUUGUUAUUGAAAAUUAUGUAAAAGUUCAUCAGUUAGCUGUUCAUACAAACAACAACAACAGUGAUGGACAGUUGGAUACACAUAAGUGUCCAUACAAUGGCUGCGCUAAAGAGUAUAAAUCGGUUAAGUCAUUGAAUAUUCAUAUCAGUCAACGGCAUAUACUGUUGGCUACCAAACGGUUUCGAUGCGAUGUCGACGGUUGCGACAAAGGUUUUUACUACAAGAAUAGGAUGGAAUUACACAAACAGCGCGUCCACUACGAUCUGAGGCCCUACCCGUGCGAAUGGCCCGGUUGUGACAAACGAUUUAAGUCAUCAAAUGAAUUGCGUGUACAUCGCGAAAGACAUAGCGGUGUCCGGCAGUACCGGUGCGAUGUCGGCGAUUGUAAUAAGUCGUACACUACUCAUAAAUGUCUGCAACAGCAUAAAAGAUCGCACACCCGACCCUACCAGUGCUCGUGGCCGGCCUGUGAGUUCAGAUGCGGAUCCAGUGUUACACUUGAAUAUCAUAUGAACGGACAUCAGGGCAUCAAACCAUUUAAAUGUCAUUUUCAUGGAUGCGAUUGCAGUUACAGUAGUAGAGCAUCGCUGAGAGUUCAUUGUUUGCAAACAAAUUGUGUUUGUAUUGAAAACAAUGAAUUGAAAACACAAUUCAAUGAAUUAGAUGUUCAAUAUUUGACACUAAAGACAAUGAAGAUAACGACGAUAUCUGCGGAUCAAAUUGUUGACAAUCAUAAUAAUGACGAUAAUAAUAGUAACACAAGAGAUCAAUGCUAUAAUAAUAAUAUUAUUAAUAAGGAAAGUGUGGACAUAUCGGUGGUUAAUGAAAUGAAUAGACCGAUCAAAAGAGGUAGAGGUAGACCAAAGAAGUCGAUGGUAUUAUCGUUAACAACAAAACAGAAUAAACUGUUGAAAAAAUCUAAUCAUCUAAAGAGUGUUUAUAGUUGUGAUUAUACCGGUUGUGACAAACAGUUCAGAUAUAUGAGUCUACUGAAGACACACAUACAGAUCAAACACAAUACGGCGGAGGGACUGUUCAAAUGUGAUAUCAACGGCUGUGACCAACGUUUCUAUCGAAAAGAGUACAUUAAACGACAUAAGACUAAUGUACACAACGAUGACCGGCCUUACGGUUGUGAGUGGCCGGGAUGUGGCCUACGAUUUAAGGAUAACUCGAGAUUGAAGUUACACAAUAAACGACAUACUGCUGGUUGUGGUGCCAAUAAAUCUAGUGAUGAUAGAAAUUGUCAUAAAUUGAAUCCGAUUACUUCUGAAGAAUCUGUAGCUAAAAUGAAGAUAUAUAAGCAAAUAUAUAACAAAAAUCGUGUGAAAAAGUAUUGCUGUAAUUGGGAAGGUUGUGGCAAACGGAUCCGCGAUAAAGAUAUGCUUUUAGCACACAUACGGGUCAAACAUACCGGUGAACGACCGUUCAAAUGUCAAAUAUGCGACAAAACAUUUCCAAUGGAUAAGCAUUUAAAGUCACACCACUUAACAGUUCAUACCAACAACAGUGAUGGACAGUUAGCUACACACAAGUGUCCAUACGAUGGCUGCGCUAAAGAGUAUAAGUCGGUUAAGUCAUUGGAUAUUCAUAUCAGUCAACGGCACACACUGUUGGCUACCAAACGGUUUCGAUGCGAUGUCGACGGUUGCGACAAAUGUUUUUACGACAAGAAUCAGAUGAAAAAACACAAACAGCGCGUCCACUACGAUCUGAGGCCCUACCCGUGCGAAUGGCCCGGUUGUGACAAACGAUUUAAGUCGCCAACUGAGUUGAAAAUACAUCGCGAAAGACAUAGCGGUGUCCGGCAAUAUCGGUGCGAUGUCGGCGAUUGUAAUAAGACUUACGCUACUCGCAAAUGUCUGCAACAGCAUAAAAGGUCGCACACCCGACCCUACCAGUGCUCGUGGCCGUCCUGUGAGUUCAGAUGCGCAAACAAUAUCAAUCUUGAAGAUCAUAUGAACGGACAUCAGGGCAUCAAACCAUUUAAAUGUCAUUUUCAUGGAUGCGAUUGCAGUUACAGUAGUAGAGCAUCGCUUAGAGUUCAUUGGAUUGAAAUGAUGGCAAAUGUGGUGAUUAAGGAUGUGUUUGAAGAGUUGACUGAAGAAAAUCGGAGACUAUUGUCUGAAUUAAGAUAUUGUCAGCAAAUGUUGGAAAUGUUUGUUAAAUACAGACAUUUAAUGAAUAAUUUUCAAACAAAUUGUUUUUGUAUUGAAAACAAUACAAAUAAAAUCAAAUACAAUAAACUCGAAGAUCAGUACAUGAUAUUAAUGAAUGAUAAUAAAUGUGAUGAUAAUAGUUGUUAUAACAAUCAAAACAAUGGCAACAAAUCUAAUGAUAAUUAUACGGAAACUGUGGUAACAUUAGUGGAUAGUUUGAUGAAUAAUAAAUCUAUUGAAACAACAACAAGAAGAACGAAGAUAUUACCGAAGAAAAUGGUUUAUAAAUGUCAUUAUAUGGGUUGUGACAAACAGUUUGGUUACAAUAGUUUACUUCAGUCACACAUUAGGAUCAAACACUGUAUGGAUGAUAAACAGGACAUCAAAGUUAUUGAUAUUAAUGAAAACAACAACAACAUUAGGAUCAGACCCGACGGCCAAACACUUGAUGAAGAUAUAGUGAUAGUUAAUGAAAGUACAAACAAACGAUUGCCAAUACCUGUUCGUCGGAAAAGAGUUCGCUCGAAGAACUAUUGGUGUGAUUGGAUUGGAUGUGAUAAACGAUUUUGUUAUAGUUAUCUACUGUUAGCUCACAUACGGACCAAACAUACCGAUGAACGGCCGAUCAAAUGUGACGAAUGCGACAAAACAUUUCCAACCGAUUUCUGUCAAAGAGUUCACAAAAAGAAAUGUCACCGAAAUCUGAAAUUUAAAUGUCGUUACAAUGGCUGCGAUAAAGAAUAUAAAUCUCGCGCUUCACUCGAUGACCAUCAUCUGCGUCACGAAGGCUUAUUACAGAAGACAUUCAGAUGCGAUGUCGACGGUUGCGAUAAAUGUUUUUAUACUAAUUAUUUACUUCAAACACACAAACGUACGAUACAUUCGGUCGACAGGCCUAACCAGUGCGACACUUCAGUUGACUUAAGGAUCAAACACGACGGCCAAACACUAGAUGAAGAUAUAAUGACAGUAAAUGACAGUAAAGAAAGUGUGGUAAAAAUGAAACGAAUCCAUAAACCUGAUCGUCGGAGAAGAGUUCGCUCGAAGAACUAUUUGUGUGAUUGGAUGGGAUGUGAUAAACGAUUUUGCUAUAGUUAUGAACUCUUGGCCCACACUCGGACCAAACAUACCGGUGAACGACCCCUGAAGUGUCAAAUGUGUGACAAAAGAUUUGCAACGGAAAGGUGUGUAAAGAAACACCAGUCAAACGUUCAUUCAAUCAAAACGAGCAAAAAUAACGACAACAACAGUGACGGACAACAGUUGCCGCCGACACACAAGUGUCCGUACGAUGGCUGUACUAAAGAGUAUCAAUUGGUUCAGUCGUUGGGUUCUCAUAUUAGACAAGUGCACAAAAAAUCGUCGACCAAAUCGUUUCGAUGCGAUGCCGACGGUUGCGACAAAUAUUUUUACAAUAAAAUUCUUAUGGAAUCACAUAAACAGCGCAUACAUUACGAUGUGAGGCCCUACCCGUGCGAAUGGCCCGGUUGUGACAAACAAUUUAAGUCGACGGGCGAACUGAAAAUACAUCGCCAAAGACAUAGCGGUGUCCGACAGUAUCGGUGCGAUUAUGGCGAAUGCAAUAAGUCGUUCACAACGCAAAAAGGUCUGCUACAGCAUAAAAAUGGACACACCCUACCCUACCUGUGCUCGUGGCCGGCCUGCGAGUUCAGAUGCGCAUCCAAUGUUGUACUCAGCGAUCAUCUGAACGGACAUCAGGGCAUCAAACCAUUUAAAUGUCAUUUUCAUGGAUGCGAUUGCAGUUACAGUAGUAGAUCAUCACUUAGAGCUCAUUGGCGUCAAACACAUAAAUUUAUUAAAUCAUUUGAUUUUUUAAACUUAUUGAUUAAGGAUGUGUUGGAUGAAUUAAAUGAAGAAAAUCAGAGACUUUUUGAUGAACUAAGAUAUUGUCAGCAAUUGAUGGAAAUGUUUGAUAAAUACAGACAUUUAGUAAAUAGUUUGCAAACAAAUUGUGUUUGUAUUGAAAACAAUGAAUUGAAAACACAAUUCAAUGAAAUGGAUGUCAAAUACAUUGAACUCAAGACUAGAUAUACAACUGAUCACAGAAUGAAUGUCCAGAAACUUUCUGACGACAAAUCUAGUGAUCAAUUGAUAGACAGACCACGGAUUAAGAGACAGUAUAUUAAACGUAAAAUUAAGACAACAAGUGAUACAUUAGUGAAGUCACAGAUUAGGAAAAAAUAUAAUAAACAGAAAAAUUUGAAAACAAUUAAUCAGAAAAUAGACGACAACUGUUGUGAUGAUAGAGUGGGCGAUAAAAUCACAGAUAAACCAAUCAAUGAUAAUGACUGUGAUAUUGUGGUCAACAAAACAAGUAGUAGUAGUAGUAGUAGUAGUAGUCCUGUAAUGAAGUAUCGGUGCCAUUGGGAGGGAUGCGGCAAAUGUUUAUACGAUAGACAAAAACUGGUCGCACAUAUACGGGUCAAACAUACCGGCGAAAGGCCGUACAGGUGUGACAAAUGCGACAAAACAUAUCCAAUGAAAGGAAAUCUAACGGUUCACCAGAAAGAAUUGUCGACGACCAAACAACACAACUGUCCAUACGAUGGCUGUACUAAAGUCUAUUGUUUUCGUACAUCACUUAUAGAACAUAUCAAACGAUAUCAUAAAAAUCCGUUGAAUACAACAGUAAUAAACAAUAAAUUUAAAUGUGAUGUCGACGGCUGUGAUAAAAGUUUUUACUAUAAAAGUGUGUUUGAAAAUCAUAAAAAGUUUGUCCAUUUAGAUGUGCGGCCGUUUCCGUGUGAAUGGCCCGGUUGUGACAAACGAUUUAAGUCGACAACUGAUUUGAAAGCACAUCGCGAAAGACAUACAGGUGUCCGACAGUAUCGGUGCGAUGUCGGCGGCGAUGACUGUACAAAGUCGUACACUACGUAUAAAGGUUUGGCACAGCAUAAAAGGUCGCACACCCGACCCUACCAGUGCUCGUGGCCGGCCUGUCAGUUCAAAUGCAUAUCCAAUGCUACACUCAAUGAUCAUUUGAGACGACAUCAGGGCAUCAAACCAUUUAAAUGUCAUUUUCAUGGAUGCGAUUGCAGUUACAGUAGUAGAGCAUCACUUAGGGCUCAUUGGCAAGCAAAACAACUCUAUGGCAACAAACAACGAAUGCCUUAUCGAUAUCUUCUCCAACGAUUUCUUUGUGUUAAGUAUAAGUCCCUCUAA
This is a messenger RNA of Oppia nitens, 6273 nucleotides long. RefSeq lists its product as uncharacterized. The record is from RefSeq and is a predicted model, not a curated record. The transcript is spliced from 7 exons. Gene Ontology annotation, biological process: regulation of transcription by RNA polymerase II. NCBI's taxonomy places the organism in Eukaryota, Metazoa, Arthropoda, Arachnida, Sarcoptiformes, Oppiidae. Bases 49 to 6273 code for a protein of 2074 amino acids. Gene Ontology annotation, cellular component: nucleus. Gene Ontology annotation, molecular function: DNA binding.